UUUUUUCCCAUGUUCCCCACUCAUCCCGCCAAAUUCUCGUUAAUGGAAGAGAUGUCCCUUUUAACAACCUAGUUCCCAGGGCCUUUCUCUUUGAAAUUGGGAGGGGCGGGAAAAGGGAAAAGGGAACGAGGUUACCCUUUUCAAGACUACUGCUUUCGUCGCAAAGAACAAACCUACUACUCCUGGUAAGACCAGAGGAAGUUAAAAACACGACCAAAAACCUUUGAGAGCACCCUCUCCCCCUUCAUCCUGCCCCUUCCCCCGGCCCCCAGAUUUAACCGGUAUGCAAACAACAGACUACAACAGGUAAUCAAAAAAUCUUACAAGGUGUCCAGAAGGUUAAGCAAAGAACUAGCAAAUAAAUACUGGUCACACACAAUGGAUUUUGUAACGAAAUCCAAUCUCUUUUAAUAUUUAGACUCUGAAUGAUAUUAGUUUUGCGCAUCGCAAGUAAAACAACAACAUUGAGUUAUUCAUAGCAUUGCUAGAACGGCGGGAGAGAAGCAUGAUAAACUAGUUUACUCUGGAAUCGCUUCGCUUCACCGCUCCAAAACCAAGCGGCCAUCGUCUUGAAGUCAAGCCAGCGUGACACUCUUUGCUUUCACCUCAAUCGCAACAGGGCUGCAAGCAAAUUUCAUCUUGCGGGGUUUCGGCCUUCCUAGAACUCGCGUAAAACGCGGUUACCAUUACAUCAGCCAAAAGUAACGGCAGUAAUCCGCGUGUCACGCAAUCCAAUCCGCUGGCUGCUCAAGUUAAGCGUACACGUGUUUAUGGUAAAUAGGAUCGAACUCGUUAUGUCAUGAUGUCGUCGAAAAACGUUGUCACUAUUGGAAGACUGAUUCGAAAGUGCCUGAAAGAGGCAUAUUUUCUUCCACAGAAACCGUCGUCGUAUUCUAAGGGUUACAGAUUCUUAAACGAUAAGAAUUACUUGGUCUAUGAUUGUCCACCGUCUCCUCUAUAUUUCGAUCGUCUUUUGUCGCCAUUUCGUCAUCUUCCCGCAGCCGGGAAUGAAAUUCCAAUUAUUAUGGAGUGUAAGCCGGAAUCUUACUUGCAACAGCAUUGGAAACAAUGGCUUCCCGCUUUCCCUCCCGUAGUUAUCAAGUCACUGGACGAAGGGCUGCAAGAUGAUGUCCCAGUCGUCACAACAGCGGCGCUUCAAGGUAUCCCGAAGCACAAGCACAGUGUACAUCCGGAUGUCUUGUACGAGGUACAACUGAAGAGUUCUAUUCUCGAUGUCGGCGUGCCGUUUCCAAGACAUCUCGACAAAAACGCAAUUUCUUACCCUUGCGCUGUUAAGGCUGACAUGAGCACGGGAGGUCGUGGAAGCUGGCUUGUAAAGAACGAAAGCGAAUUGUCCGACACUCUGCGAGAAAUCAAAGACGUCUGUCACUGGAAAGGGCGAAUUGUAUUUCAAGAAUUCAUCCCUGGGGCCAGAGAAGUGCCCAGCUUUCAAUUUUAUCUGCACAAAUCGGGGGAAGUAUUCUGGGUCGGCACAACAACCGGAGGAUUCGAUGGAAUCUUUGCCUGGACUUCUGGAGCAGUGGACUGGGACAAACAAGAGGAGUAUGAGAAACUAGUGUACGAAGAUUUCACUUUGCCAAUUAAGAAAUAUCUUCAAAAGCGAGGCUACUUUGGCCUGGUCACUUUUGAAGUGCUUAUCACAGAUGACAGAAAGUACCUGGUCGAUGUGAACCCGAGAAUUGGUGGUGACACCACACAUUUACUUCUCGCGCGUCACAUGGCUUUAGAUAUUGGUUUAAAGCACUCGGCAAUUUUUUGCAAAAAUAAGCAUUACAACAUGACAGCCAAAGAAUUAGUCAAGAAGGCCAAUGACAACAAUGUCAAUGCCGAUGGGACGAUCAUUGUUCUAUCUGCCGCUGAUGCAGUCAAGGGAUGUGAGUCUUACAUGUCGAUAUUUGCAAAGACAUCAGAUGAAGUGCAAGCUCUUUUUCACAAAAUCAACAACUGAUCAAUUAUCAUUCAUAGGUAAUAAUAAUAUAAUUGAUAUUUAAUCAUCAAUUUAUAGAUUACAAUGUGUUCAACUCACACUUACCGCACAUUCAUGCAUUAACCAGGGUAUUUAAUGUUGAAUCCCAAAUAGGAUUUGAGUCUUAAUCAUCUCUAUUUGCAAAGACAUCAGAU
Molecule: messenger RNA, 2142 nt
Organism: Orbicella faveolata
Lineage: Eukaryota; Metazoa; Cnidaria; Anthozoa; Scleractinia; Merulinidae
Source: RefSeq, a predicted model, not a curated record